Molecule: messenger RNA, 12113 nt
Organism: Podarcis lilfordi (Lilford's wall lizard)
Lineage: Eukaryota; Metazoa; Chordata; Lepidosauria; Squamata; Lacertidae
Source: the annotation of a GenBank genome assembly
ACUGAGAAUAAGGAGGAAGAUGAAGCUGACAGUUAGUACUGCCACCCCAGGAAUGGAUUUAGGUAAGAAGGGAAGCGGGGGGCAGGGGCUGAGGUUAGACUGGAGCUAGUUUGGCAGUACCUCAUUUGCCCAAAUGAAGUAACCUCCACUGAAUGGGGCUUACUCCCAGGUAAGCGGGGUUAGGAUUGCAGCCUUGAACACUCAAGAAUACUUUCACUCAUAAAAUAUGGACUUCAUUGUACCAUUUAUCCCCCACCUUCAGGCCCAAAGGCCCACAAGGCAAUUUACAAUUAGUCAUGUUGACACUAUACAGUGGUACCUCAGGUUAAGUACUUAAUUCAUUCUGGAGGUCCGUUCUUAACCUGAAACUGUUCUUAACCUGAAGCACCACUUUACCUAAUGGGGCCUGUUGCUGCCGCUGUGCUGCGGGAGCCCGAUUUCUGUUCUCAUCCUGAAGCAAAGUUCUUAACCUGAAGCACUAUUUCUGGGUUAGCGGAGCCUGUAACCUGAAGCGUAUGUAACCUGAAGCAUAUGUAACCUGAGGUACCACUGUAUAUGAUAAGAAACAUGGCUUCAAAAAUUAAGCUACAGUAUUACAGUUAUAUCCACUUUUCUUUCAAGGAGCCCAAGAUGGCAUGCCUCUGUCGACUUUAUCUUCACAGCAAGGUAGAUUAGGCUGACAGUGGUGCAGUGCCCAGGUUUACAGAGUAUGGCCCUCAAUGUGGAGAUCUAUCAGGUCAAAGGAGAAAUAGACAAAUCUGUCAGAUUAGUCUCUCAAUUGCUCAUUUUUCCAAUCCCUAGUUCAGCACAUUUCCAUAUCAGAGAGACCAAAUUCUUUUUCUAAUACUUUUCCCCCACCAUCUUCUCCCUUUUGCGUUUCCUCAGCUUCAGCCAGGUUCACUUUGCUUUAUUGCACGGGUCAGGAACCUUUAUGGCCCAGCAGGCAAGAUCUUUACCUCCUCCCCACCCAACAGGCCAACUGAGACAGGUGGUUGGGUGAUUGGCACGCAGGUAGAUAUGCACACCAGCAAAAGCAGCGAAGGUAGCGAGCAAGAGAGAUUGAACUCCCCACGUUGUACAGGGUUCAGAUGUAGGAGGGAAUUCUCUGCAGAUUACUCCCUUAUGCCCUCCAACUGAGCAGCACUGAACUCCCCACACCAGGUCAGUUCAGUCCUACACAUGCAGGGAACAAGGGCAUGUAGAUGAACCAAUCCACAUCUACCUAUUGGGCUAAUGCCACUUUAUUAGCAGGUGGGUGAGAUUUAAGGGGGAAAUGGCCCUGUGGGCCAAAUCAAAACCUCUGGUGGGUCAAGAUUGCCCCAUGGGUUGGAGGCUUUCCACCUCUGCAUUACUUGCAACAAUUGGCAUUUGUAGUAAUUAAAUUAUAACAAUUAGAUGUGAUACUUAGAACCACGGAGGCCGAGAAAGAAUCUCCAUCACAUCGGAAGAACUGAAAUCAGCCUAGCGACUCAUAAGGCACGGUGCCAUCUGUGGACACCAUUCUCUCAUGUUGUAGGUAUUCCAAACUGGUUAGCACAUCAGUGGCCAUUGCAAUCACAGCCUCCACUUGGCAGUGCACAGCACAGGCUGAGGCAAUAGGGGAGGCAAGUUGAGCUGUCCAGAGAGACACAAGAGCAGCUGUUGGAAAGUUCAAAUCGCUGAGGCGUCGGCUCGCGCCAGGCUGGUUUUUGCACCUGUGAGGAAAGAGAUCCCUUCCACAUUCCGUAAAAACAUUGCAUUCUUGGCACGAUCACCAAUGCUCUUAUUCUAAUCGGGGAACUUAGAUGGGGGUUUGUCACAACAACUGUCACUUGUACCUCACAGUGGCCCACACUACAGGUUCAGCAUAAAACAGAGCAAGGUUGAGGAACUUUUUCAGAGCACAUGCCAUUUUGGGGCAGGUCCGGAAACGAAAGUGGGCAGAGCAACAUGCGAAUUUUACCUUUGUGCAGCAGGCUAGUUUCUACAUAACCCUCAACAGAUUAACUUUGAAUCCAGUUGGAUCUGGUUGGAAUGUGUUCCUGACCUCUGCUUGUCUGAAUGGAUGGGGGUGGGUGGCAGGUGUAGACAGUAGUCUACUGUGCAAAAAUAAACAACCACAUCCACUUCUCCACCCACUGUUGCCUCUGGCCCUUCCAACCAAUAGCAUGUGGCCCCCAGAAAGUUGCCCAGAGGCUAAUGUGGCCCUCAGGCUGAAAAGGGAAUGCACCCUCUAGCGGAAGCACCACUGCCCUCAAGAGCUGCUUGAUGUUGCAAGUGUCUGUCACCAUCUCAGAAGAGGCAUUCAUUACCACAAGUAAUAAUAAUAACAGCAAGAACAGCAGCAAAGGCCUGCAAGUCAGAGCUUUCCAAACUUUGUGUUGUGAUAUGUUGGUGUGUUGGCUGCAGUGUGUAGGUGUGUCGCACGAAUACUCCCCACGCUCCUCCCAGAGGUAAGUUUGCUAGUGAAACUGAAUUACAGUCAUACCUCAUGUUACGUCUGCUUCAUGUUACGUUCUUUCAGGUUACGUCCCGCGGUGACCCGGAAGUACUGGAAAGGGUUACUUCCAGGUUUCGCCACUCACGCAUGUGCAGAAGCGCAAAAUGACAUCACGCGCAUGCACAGAAGCAGUGAAUCACAACCCGCGUCUGUGCAGACGCGCCGCUGUGGGUUGUGCUCUUUUCAUGUUGCAAACGGGCCUCUGGAACAGAUCCCAUUCACAACCAGAGGUACCACUGUACCGUGUCGCAAAGUGAUGAAUGUCUAAAAAUGUUGGUGUGUCACCAACAUGAAAAGUUUGAAAGCUCUGCUGUAAGUCAUUUGAGGCUCUCCUCCAGGUGCGUACCCCACAGGAGGUCCAGAGAGUGGCAACACAUGAAUGGGCCUUUUCUGUGGUGGCUCCCUUCUUGUGAAGUGCUCUGCCCAGGGAGGCUCACCUGGCACCAUCAUUACUUACCUUUAGGCUCCAGGCAAAAACAUUUCUUUCCCACCAGUCCUUUAGCUUUGAAUGAUCUGCAGCCUCCUUCAGUGGAUGGGAUGUUUUAGUCCUUUUAAAAAUGAGGAGUUUUAUAUUUUUCUCUGUUUUGUUUUUGUAUUGUUCUAUGAUUUGUUAAUUGCUUUGAGUUGCAUUUGCAAAAGAGGGGGAGACCCUAAUUAGUACAAGCAGGAGGAGGCUGAUAUAAAUCACACUCAGCUACAUAGCUGCAACUAAAACAUUUAAAGUGCAGUAUGCAAAUGUGACACAAAUGGCAACAGUGAUCUAUGGCAAAUUCAAUGUAUUUUUCAAAACGUUUUUUAAAAAAGCUUUUUCACAGCGUUUUUUUAUAUGUGUGUAGAUUCCACCUCAGAGAUGGGAGAAUUGGUUGGUUUUGGUUUCUCUCAGUUUCUGAUUUUUUUCCCCCUCUCAGUAAUAGUUGGAGUUUUGGCUGCUAAGAUACAAUUAGCCUUGAUUUUUAAAAUAAUAAAAAAAUAUUUACUGAAUAAAGCUUUUUUCCCCCAAAGAAGCUUGUAAAGGCUUCAAGUUGCAAGAAAGGAGAGUCUGACUAAACAUUCGGAAAAAACUUUCUGACAGUAAGAGCUGUUCAGCAGUGGAACAGACUCUCUUUGGAGAUUGUGAACUUUGCUUCACUGGAGGUUUUUAAGCAGCAGGUAGACGGCCAUCUGCCAUGGAUGCUUUAGCUGAGAUUCCUGCAUUGCAGGGGGUUGGAAUAGAGGACCUUUGGGGUCCCUUCCAACUCUAAGAUUCUAUGAUUCUCUGAAAGAGAAAUCCCCAAUCGAUUGCACCCUCCAAUUGAAUUAAUAGAAGGUGGUGCUGUUUGGAUAAAUCUGUAGUGCUACUGUAUUCUUCCGUGUAUAAGAUGCCCCCUACUUUUGGGGACCCCAAAUUUAGAAAAUGGGCAUAUAUGCACUAUCCGUGUAUAAGACGCCCCCAGAUUUUUAACCUUAUUUUGAAGUAAAAAAAACCCUAGUCUUAUACAUGGAAAAGUACGGUAAUUUUGUGUGUUUGUGUGCAGGUACUGAGAUACAUAGCCUAACUUUACCAAAUUAAUUCACAUCUCUGCUCUGCAAUGAAACACCGACCUCUGCUGGACCCCACUGUGCAUCACAAGCUAAAAUCCUCUCUUCUUUUUUUAAACUCAUCCUCCUGUUUUGCAGUAUAGAAUAAUGGAAUUUUAAAGUUGGAAGGGACCACAAGGGUCAUCAAGUCCAACCCCUGCAAUGCAGAAAUCUUGUGGAGGUUGAACCCACAACCCUGAGAUGAAGAGUCCCAUGCUCUACUGCCUGAGCUAUCCAGGAGAUAUUAUUGUUCCCUCUCAUUUGUUCUGGAAAUGACCAUUGCAAGAUACAACUGACAUUGCUCAUGUUGCCAAAAUGGUAGCAAGAGAAAGGUUGUACCCAGGGGCGGGGCUUCAUGCUCCGGCACCGGGGGGGGGGUGGAGAGCAGGUGGGGGUGGGGAGUGCCGCCCUGGGGGCGGGGGGCACUGCCUGCGGGGGCAUGGCACCCAGCACGGGGCGGGGGAUCGUGCUGCCGGGGGCGGUGCGCUCCCCCCACACUCCUCUUCCUCCUCCAUAAAGUGAGAUGAGAGCCGCAACCCCAGAGUCAUCCGCAACUGGACCUAUUGGUCAGGGGUCCCUUUACCUUUACCUUUAGCCUCUUUAAAAGGCCUUCUAUCAAACAGGCUGAUGGAGGAGUGAUGGAGCAAUCUGUUUGAAAUCUAUUAGCCUGAUGGGUUUUUGAUAAGAUUUUCCUUCCUCUGCAUCUAGUGCAGAAGCCAAGCAGACUGACGGAGGAGUGUGGAGCGACCUGGUCCUCCUCCACCACCAACUGGUUUAAAGGUAAAGGUAAAGGGACCCCUGACCAUUAGGUCCAGUCGUGGCCGACUCUGGGGUUGUGGCGCUCAUCUCGCUUUAUUGGCCAAGGGAGCCGGUGUACAGCUUCUGGGUCAUGUGGCCAGCAUGACUAAGCCGCUUCUGGCAAACCAGAGCAGCGCACGGAAACGCCGUGUACCUUCCCGCCGGAGCGGUACCUAUUUAUCUACUUGCACUUUGACGUGCUUUCGAACUGCUAGGUUGGCAGGAGCAGGGACCGAGCAACGGGAGCUCACCCCGUCGCGGGGAUUCGAACCGCCAACCUUCUGAUUGGCAAGUCCUCUGUGGUUUAACCCACAGCACCACCUUACCAACUGGUUUACUCUGCUGCAUAUCAUUCUUGGUUGCCAAUAAUUAGGAAUAGAGGAAGCUGCCUUAUGCAGGGUCAGACCACUGGUCUAUUGGUCCACCUAGCUCAGCAUUCCCUAAACUGACUGGCAGUGGCUCUCCAGGGCUUCAGGAAUCUCUCCUACUCCUUCCUGGAGAUUCUCAGGAUGGAAGCUGGGUCCUUCUGCAUGCAAAGGAGAUGCUCUACCACUGAACUAUGAUCCUUCACCCUUUAGUAGGCAAGUUGUUAAAUGGCUUAGCAGUAGGUCAUCUUCCCUGAAUGUAGAAGGUCCCAGGUUGAAUCCCCAGCAUCCCCCUGCUUGACAUCCUAGAGAGGCACUGCCAGUCAGUGUAGACAGUAUUGAGCUAGAUGUACCAUUAGCCUACAUCAAUAUGAGGCAGCUUUCUUGCAUCCUCUGCUAUAGCAUUCCUACACUAUAAACCACUUAGAGGUUUUACUGCAAUUGACUGUACUAAUUAAAUAAAUAAAAUACAUUAAUAAAAUGUAUUAAUUUUGUUCAAUAAAUAAAUGUUUCUAUGUAUGUUAUAAGGUUGCAUUUCAUUUUUAUUUCAUCUUGGCUGCAAGGUACUCAGGGCAACUACAAUAUCCCCUCUCCCCUUUAUUCUCACAACAAUCCUGCAAUGCAAGGUAAGACUACAGAGACGGCACUCACCCCUAGGUUAUUCAGGAAUCUUUAUGGUCCAACUGAGGAUUUGAACCCAAGUCUUCCUGGUCCCAUAUAAUGCAUUUGCACUGGUUCAGCCAUAGCAGGAAUUUCUGGUAGAAGCUGUAUGCCGGCUCCCUCGGCCAAUAAAGCGAGAUUAGCACCGCAACCCCAGAGUCAGCUACGACUGAACCUAAUGGUCAGGGGUCCCUUUACCUUUACCUUAAGGUAACAAAGAAGACGUGGGUGGCACUGUGGUCUAAACCGCAGAGCCUAGGGCUUGCCAAUCGGAAGGUCGGCAGUUCAAACUCCUGCGACGGGGUGAGCUCCCGUUGCUCAGUCCCUGCUCCUGCCAACCUUGCAGUUCCAAAGCACGUCAAAGUGCAAGUAGAUAAAUAGGUACCGCUCCGGCAGGAAGGUAAAUGGCGUUUCCGUGCACUGCUCUGGUUCGCCAGAAGCGGCUUAGUCAUGCUGGCCACAUGACCCGGAAGCUGUACGCCGGCUCCCUCGGCCAAUAAAGCAAGAUGAGCGCUGCAACACCAGAGUCGGUCACGACUGGACCUAAUGGUCAGGGGUCCCUUUACCCUUUACCUUUAUAGUAUUUUGAUAUUUGAUCAUAGUUCUAGAGGUGCAUCAUGAGGAAUGGUUGACAGAGUUCAGUAUGUUUAAGCUGGAGAAGAGAAUACUGAGAAGUCAUAGGAUAGCCGUCUUAAAAUAAAUGAAGGGCUGUCACACAGAAGAUGGAGCAAGCUCGUUUUCUGAGGCUCUAGAGUGUAGUACUCAAACCAAUGGAUUCAAAUUACAAGAAAUGAGACUGCGACUAAACCUUAGGAAGAACUUUAGGAUGUUAGGAGCUGUCCAAUAGUGGAAUGGACUCCCCUGGAAGGUGGUCAACUCUCCUUCAUUGGAGAUCUUUAAGCUGAAGUUGGAUAGCCAUCUGUCAGGGAUUCUUUAGCUGUUGUUCCUGUAUUGCAGGGGGUUGGACUACAUGACCCUUGUGGUCAUUUCCAACUCUACAAUUCUAUGGUCCUAUGUGACUCAUUGAAGAAAUCCCAUUAACAAAAAUAAAUACUUUAUAUGUAUUGUUAAAAAAACUUACAGAUGAAGUUCUGCUUAAAUGAAGUCCUUUGUAUUCUACCUAAGAAAGCAUAUUUGAGAUUCAUUUUUAUAAAGUACCUCCAACAAUAAUGACACUAUAGUUUGAAAAAGUGUCAUUCAUACAUUUUAAUAUCACAUUUGCCCGCUUUUUUCUUCGUGUCAGAAAUUAAUGAAGUACAGAAGGAUAAUUGGCUCGUUUUGAUGCCACUGUAAUACAAUCACCACCCUCUGGAAUUACAUGUCCUUUGCUCAGGGGCAGAGCUGAAUGGAAAAAAGAAAAUCGAACUUGAUUGUUAACACAGAGGUAACUUUAUCCAGCUGGACCUACAUGCCCAACACUGCUUCAAGUGCAGAAAUACUGCCUAUCUAUCCAAAACUGCACACGAUCUUCAAGGCUUGGAAGAUUCAAGCAUAACCUACAAGCAUCAUGCAGGUAAGUCUUGAACUAUAUUUUUAUCGGCAGCCCCCUGGACUACCAUGUCAAUACAUGAAGACUGUUCCAAACGUUAAACCUCACUUUAUAAGUGAAGAAAGACAUGAAAUUAACUUCAACAUCUGUGCAAUAUGGAAGGCAGGUCUGCUACGCAAAAUACCAGUCUAAGAAACUGACUUAUACUGAGUCAGACCAUUGGAUCCAUCUAACUCACUGCCCUCCAGAUGUCUUGGGAUACAACCCCAUCAGUCCUACACACACACACACACACACACACACACACACAGACACACACACACACACACACACACACACACACACACUGUAGCUCCUGGAAGUUGUAAUUAUAAAACAUCUGGAGGACACAGGGUUGGCAAAGUCUGAUCCACAUUGACUGGCAGUAGCUUUCCAGGGGUUUCAGACAAGGACCUUUCCAAGUCCUGUGCUGGAGGCUGGACCCAGGAGCUCUCACAUGUGAGGCAGGUGCUCUACCACUGAACUACAGCCAGUGGUUCACAGUUGCACAGGGUUGGUGGUCUGUUAUUAUUUUUGCAGCAAAAUCGCUAAAGACUAUCUCCAAUGUCCUAUAGCCACCCUACCAACAAAGAGAAAAGGGUGAGUGUUCCAAAGCUAAGCAUCUGGAAACACUGAAAACACAAGGCACCUCAAUUUCAAGAAAAUAGGGUGCACGUUCCGUCACAUAUAAUGGAAUUUCCGAAAGAAGAUAUUGGGAGCACACCCAGUCAUUUGCCCAUGUAUGUACACAUAAAAUAGUAGAUUGAGCUGAAAGACAAACACAUGAUGUACAUUGAUUGUUGCACUGCACCCCUAAUUAUUAUUGUUGUUGUUGUGUAAGAUUGUAAAAAAAGUUGUAUAAUCUUAGAAGGGGCAUGGCUGUAACUAUCAUGAAGGGGACCCUGCACGUCUGAAUUUGCCCCUUCCCUAAAUAUAUAGGGUGAAUACUAGGGUUACAUCUGUUUGAAUCUGUAAUCAGCUUGAAUUGGAAUAUAUGACCACUUAACUCAACAGAGCUUACUUUUAAGUAUAGAUACAGGAUUGCACUGAAAACUUUUAACUACUGUAAUUGGUAGGGCCAAGAGUUGAGGACACAUCAUUUCUUCCAGGGCCAUCCAUCCUGGCUUCUGGAAUGAUACUGCAGAUUAGUGAAAGGGGGAGAAAUUAGAUUUGGUUUGCAUUUAAAGGCAAACCUACCUAAUUUUCACUUUCUGAAACAGUAUGUGAACAAAAACAGAACCAUCUAUUGGCAUUCAUAUUUCUCCAGCCAAGUACAAAAAUGCAUAUACAGGCAACUCCCCAUUUAAGCGUGAUCACAUACAUGCACACCGAACCGAGGUGUAGCCCCCAAAUGUCAUGAAAAGGGAUUGAAUAAGGGGAAGCUUAUGCAGACUCCAUUGGACAUGCAUAGGAGUCCAGAAUGGAACCCCUGCACAAAACGAGGAUUGCCUGAUAAUGCAUAAAUUAGUGAAAAUUGCAUACAAAAAUACAUUGGGUUGUAUCUAAGUUAUACUCAGAGUAGACCCAUUGAAAUUAAUGGGCCAAACUGAGAAUAGACUCAUAGAAAGUAAUGGACAUGAGUGAGUAGAAAUAGCAUAUUACAACCAGGCCUUUUUUCUCAGCUGGAACUCAGUUCCGGCAUCUCUCAAGUGGGUGCCAUUGGCAUUCUAAGAGAACAAGGGAGGUGUUCACGGUGAGUUCCAGCACUUUUUUCCUAGAAAAAUAGCACUGAGUACAACUCAGUAUAUUGGAGAUUGCUUUGCAAAAAUGUGCAUAUUAACAUAAAUUCACACUAAGACUAACAUUCACAACUUUAUUUAAGUAGAAUAUGAAGAAAGACAGCGCAACAACAUGUAUAGUUAUUUAACAUGCAGAAGAUAACAAGUGAUGUCAUAAACCAGAAAGGGAAGAUGAGGGAAGUCAAUGGGAGGAUGGGGAUUGUAAAAUAUAAAAUUUGGAUAACUGUACAGUGGUGCCUCGCAAGACGAAAUUAAUCCGUUCCGCGAGAGUCUUCGUCUAGCGGUUUUUUCGUCUUGCGAAGCAACCCUAUUAGCGGCUUAACGGAUUAGCGCUAUUAGCGGUUUAGCGGCUAUUAAAGGCUUAAAGGCUUAGCGGAUUAGCUGCUAAAAGGCUAUUAAAGGCUAUUAAAGGCUUAGCAGAUUAGAUAAAGGGGGCGAAAAGCGGAAAAAAAAUCUCAAGACUUGCAAGACAUUUUCGUCUUGCGGAGCAAGCCCAUAGGGAAAUUCGUCCUGCGAAGCAACUCAAAAACGGAAAACCCUUUCGUCUAGCGGGUUUUCCAUCUUGCGAGGCAUUCAUCUUGCGGGGCACCACUGUAUUGGCAAAUUGUUACAACAAAGAAACCCAAUAGUUUUUUUUAAAAAAAAAAAUCUGUUUUUAAAACCUACCACUCUCCUCCCAAAAGAGGGUAAAAGCACAUGGCUUUAGUAUGCAUGUGAAAAUAAGAAUGAUGCAAAAUAUAAAACGUGUCUGGUAAUCUUAGGCACUCAUAUAGGAUCACAGAAGAAGGAAGUAGUCCAUAUACAACUAUGAGAGGAGGUGUUUUUAUUAUUAUUAUUAUUAUUAUUAAUUAACUUUCUAUACCACCCUUCAGCCAAGGAUCACAGGAUGGUUUACUAUAUAAAAAUACUUAACACAGUAAUAAAAACCACAAAUACACACUGUUUAAGAAGCCAUAGAUUUUUUAAUUAGCCAAAGGCCUGGGAGAAGAGGAACAUUUUAGCCUGGUACCUAAAGAUGUGCAGUGAAGACAACAGCUAAGCCUCCCAGGGGAGAGGAUUCCAGAAGUUGGGAGCCACCAUAGAAAAGGCCCAUUCUCAUUUUAUCACUCUCCGGACCUCUCACGGGGGGGGGGGGGCGCACAUGAAGAAGAGCCUCAGAUGACGGUUGCAGGAUGCGAGUUGGUUGAGUAUGAGUAUGUUUCCGACCACAAUUCAAAGUGUUGGUGCUGACCUUUAAAGCCCUAAACGGCCUCGGCCCAGUAUGCUUGAAGGAGCAUCUCCACCCCCAUCGUUCUGCCUGUACACUGAGGUCCCGCUCCGAGGGCCUUCUGGCAGUUCCCUUGCUGUGAGAAGCCAAGUUCCAGGGAACCAGGAAGAGGGCCUUCUCGGUAGUGGCGCCCACCCUGUGGAACGCCCUCCUAGCAGAUGUCAAAGGGAUAAACAACUACCAGACUUCUAGAAAACAUCCGAAGUUUAGGGAAGUUUUUAAUGACUGAUGUUUUAAUGUAUUUUUAAUAUUUUGUUGGAAGCCACCCAGAAUGGCUGGGGGAACCCAGCCAGAUGGGCGGGGUAUAAAUAAUAAAUCUAUUAUUAUUAUUAUUAUUAUUAUGGUUGUGGAAGAAUCACUGCACAACACACUCUUGAAGAGGAAGCAGACACUAAACCUCUUCUCUUUUUUGCCCUGCAGCUAAUCUUCUGCCGGCUAAGGACCCAUCAGUGGUGCUUCAUUCUUUUUAAUGUUGUUCUUUUCCACAUUUUGUUCUUCGGAGCUGAUCUCGUGGAAGAAUACUUCUUGCGAGCACUCCCCAACACCUACACAGACAUGAAGGUCCUCGAAGCCAGGGAGAGAGCACGGAAGCUGGAUAUGACCCCCUUGAAGGCCAAUAUCUCCAAGGCUUAUGUAGCUAGCAGAUCAGAGGCCUGCUCCAACCAAGAGAUCUUCCUCCUUGUCCUAGUCUUUGGCAGCCCUGAAAACUUGUCAAGGCGCAACACCAUUAGAGAAACAUGGGCCAACCAGACACAUGUCAGGGGAUAUGGUACUCUCGUUUUGUUUGUGCUAGGGAAGCCCUCUUCAGAAGGCACCCAGCUGGAGGUAGUCCAGGAGAUGGAGAAGCAUCAGGACCUCAUUCAAGGCUCCUUCCUGGACUCUGUAGAGAACCAGACAUUGAAGACACUGAUGGCUGUGGAGUGGGCCGUAACAUUCUGCUCCAGGGCCCGGUUCAUUCUCAAAGCAGAUGAGGAGAUGUUCAUCAACCUCCCAAGUUUGGUCGAGUACUUGCUCAACUUAAGAACCCAUCCCGAAGACAUUUACCUUGGGAGGCUGGUUCAUCAAGAGAAACCCAACAGAGACCCUCAAAGUCAUGGCUUUGUUUCUCAACAAAAAUACCCAGAAAAAUAUUAUCCCGAUUACUGCAGUGCGACUGCGUUUGUCAUCUCACAGGAUGUGGCUCGGAAGAUCUACGUAACCUCUGGAGAAGUUCCUCUUUCACUGCCUCCUGGUGCCUUUGUGGGACUCUGCAGCAAAGCAGCUGGUGUGGUGCCUGCUCACAGUUCUCGAUUUUCUGGGAAAAAGCACAUUCGCUACAACCGCUGCUGCUACAAGUUCAUUUUCACCUCCUCCACAGCAAGAGAUACCCAGCUGCUCCAAGAAUGGGACGAGAUCAGCAAUGGCAAGGGCUGCACUGUACUAGAAACUUAUUAUGGGUUGGUAUCCUGCAAAGUCAUGACAUACCUGGAUGGAUUUAAACACCUAAGUGUUGAUGCCUUACAGAACGAGGCUCUCCAUUUUGCUGAUUAAACUGACCCAAAAAACUCACAUUCCAAUGUUUGAUUUUAACCAUGGAUUUUCUCUGCUGAACCAUUUAUGCUAGGAGCCAUGGCCAGCAUCCUGUUGCAAGGAGUUCCACUGACUACUUGUGCUUUGUGUAAGUUUUUCUCUAUUCUUAACUUCCCAUUUAAAACAUGCAUACAACAGGAGAGUAUAGAUG